AUGAACUUGGAAUACGAUUCAGAGGAAUCUUUUGCCGUCUUUAACAACCCGAACUUACCCUCUACUUUAGCUUAUAGCACGGAGUUCUUCGGUGAGCUGGUCGACUACGAAGUUCUCUCCGGAAAGAUUGGUCACGAGAUGUUGGACACUAAAGACGUGGUAGUCUGGUCUUUGGAAGGGCUAGGUUACACAAACGACGCGCCGAUUGUUUACGCCGAUGGCCGAAUCAACGACCAGGCGCACCCGCCGGACUACUACGCAUACAGCCCGCUCGCAGACAAUUGGGAGGAAGGCUUGUGGGAGAUUGAAGAUUUUGAUUGGUCGAAUGGUAAAGAGGGCGAGCAGAAACCUGGUACAUCGGAUAGCGAAGUUCAUGAUGAGGAAGGAUUUGACAGUAUUGCUGGCACGUUGUGCCCAAUCGGUCAAGACAAAGACCGUGAUCUCUUCAAUGGCGACGCUGCGCACGUACGUGAAAGAACACACUUAUCAAACGACCGACCAGAAGAUCGAGCUUUCGACUCAGAGGACCUGCCAUUAGUGAACAAUAUCGCGCCUGUCACCGAAGUCACCGAGACUGUUGUGUCGCUCUCACCUGCCGAGCAUGUUGAAUUGGAUUCGCGUAUCGACGAUGGAAAACAUGCUGCGGUUCAAGAUUACAUGGACAUUGACGGUGUAUCGAUCGCCGCUGCCGCUAGAUGUGGUGAUAUCAGUUCUAAGAUUGAAGGCGGGAUGACUACAGAUCAAGGGACAGUUAUGAUGCCUGAGCCGGCGGCCUAUCAAGAAAAGCAUUUUGCAGGUGGCAUCGCGGCCGAGGCGGAACCUUGUGUCAGCUUAAACCACAACGACGGGGUCAAGGCCUCAUCUGUUCUUCAUUUGCCAGCUUCCCCAUACCACAGUAUCCGCACCGUACACGAAUCAGACUUGGUGAUUCCCGCGCAAACCGCCAAGGCUCCUGACGUACCAAAGAGAGACACACAGAUCAGUGAUGCGACAGAAAGUGGAUCUGAACAUACGACUGUCAGUCAAGCCACUCCUUCGGCGCUGAACGACGGCUAUUUAACUGGUUCACCAGUAUCUCCUGAGGUACUAUCGCGGAGGGAAGAGAACGUUGAUGGGCCUAGGGAAACGCAGCUACAAGAUGCAGCUGACAACAUAUCUCCCGUUGGUCUUGCCGAGCUUUUGCCAUCGGAAUACCGUGAUCACAACGUUCACUCCGUCAAACCAUCUCCGGAGAUCAUCAGUGACCAGGUAUCUGCGCGACACAGUUCACAGCUGAAGGCACCGUUACCAGCCCAGCAAUUCAAGGAAAGAGCGUCUCUGCCGCCACUACCCUUCGCGUCUCAACAUGAUGCACUAGGUGAUGAAGGGUUAGGGCCAAUAACUGCCGAAGCAUCGACAAGCAAACAGAACACAUCUGCGACACAGCUAGCUCAGAGGCCGUCGAAUCUUCUGUCUCCAUCCAAGGUCGAACCGCCUGACGCGAGAGCCGAAGACCAGGUGGUUAUAUCCGACCUAGAAGGAAGCAAAACUGCCGAUUGGAUACCUGAGAACGGUCUCGUAGAAGGCAGUUCGUCUAUUGGAGAUCAAGACAGGGCCAAGGAUACAUAUCCUCCACUGCCAUCCACAUUACCUCUAGGCUCUCCAACGCCGACUCCAGCACCAGAAGGUCGAACUAUUUGCAAACGCUCUAAAUCGUCAAACACGACCAAGAACGCAUCAGAGACAGACUCAGACGCCCCACCGAGGAAGAAGGCGAGGAGGGGUACGCCUGCGGAGCCACGUCCUAGCGCCGUCAAGGAGCGGAGUAAGGUUUUCGAAGAGCUGGAAUUCAAACCCCAGCCAUCGUUCGCGAAGACCAGACGUGGUGCGGUCAAUGCAGAGAAGGAGAUCACUUUUAUGGACGAGGCGGAUGAAGAAUCGCAGAGCAUGAUUUUGAGUAGUGAUACGGAGAUGCGAUGUUCUGAUCACGAAGGCGACGAUACCGGUAUGGAAGGGCACUACAGCGACGUUGAGGUUCCAGUGACACUCAGCAAGUACGUUCCUCCAGUUGAAGAAGUCCCCAGCAUAUCAAAAUCCAGACAAAAUGUCUCCCACCGUGAGCUUCAAGGUCUCAGCUCAACUCAAUACCGAGAUCGCCCUUCAAACGCGAAGCGAGACAUGAUACCUAUCUCACGGCAGCUUUUCAAGCUGGACAGACUGGGUAAGCUCAGGCCACGUGCGAAAGCUUUCGAACAAUCACCAGCCGUUCGCGGCAACGACCACGACUCAUUCGUCUCUGUUGAAGGUAGCGGUGCUACUGUUAGUACCCUGGAGAUGGACAAACCUCCCAUGGCAGAGCCUAAAGCUACUCCAGAGCUGAUGGAGAAGCAAGAGAACUCCAAAGCAUUAGUAAUGGUUGUCAUGGAGGGUCCCGAUGCUCGUCCUGCAAAGAGACAAGAGAAUGAACCUAUGGAAGACGAAGAGGAAGAGGAAGGAUUAUUUCCAGCAUCCAAGAUAGACACAGCAAAGCCUGCUCCAUUACCAGCACUUACCACGCCUCCAAGAGGACUCUUCACGAACGCUCGCAGAGUAACGAGAACACGGAACGCUGACCAGAACGGGGACGUCAAGCCGACGGCCGAAGAUAAUCCUAAUAUAGACAAUAGUGGUUCACGCGAUGAUGAUUCAUCGUCUGGAAUUAGCGAGCCUGGAGACGUUGAAGACCUUUCAGAAGAGCAAAGUAUCCCCUUCGAAGACGCACAAGAGACCAUUGAGACGCCUUACAAAGAUGAUGAAGCUGAUGAAGACUACUCCGAUACUUCCGCUCCAGUUAGUAAGAAGCCCAAGCUUGAGAGAAAGUCCUCAAUGCUGGGCAAUCAAUCGCUCAGUCGAACAAACUCCCGCAAGGAUAUACCAGCAUCCAGUGUUGCUUCCUCUAAAGCCGCACCAGCCACGAACAAAUACGGUUUCAAGCCAUCUCCAAAAGACGCACGAACACCACGAACACGGGCAUGGUGUAAGGCAGCUGUGAGUUCUGCAGCGCCCACUCCUCUGGUGUCAAAACCAGUACCCGCCCCGAAGGCCAGGGUACCCCCGAAGCGUAAAGCGAAGACCACCUGUGGUAAAACAAAGGCAGAUAUGAAAGAGCAUGAGGAAGCGUUACCCUUCGUAUCCGAUAUCACAGCGAAAGGCAAGGCCAAAAGGUCUACCUCCGUAGCUACGGCUACUUCCGGACUAUCAAACCAGCCUUCUGUACGUAAAACGCGUCAUGCGUCCGCGAUGGAAAAUCAGAGCAGAACCGCGCGAAGAGAAGAGAGCAAAGUGGUGGAAGAUAAAACCAAGGCUGCAGGAAAGGCAAGGCACGGCAGAAAGGUUUAA
Molecule: messenger RNA, 3357 nt
Organism: Alternaria arborescens
Lineage: Eukaryota; Fungi; Ascomycota; Dothideomycetes; Pleosporales; Pleosporaceae
Exons: 1
Coding region: 1-3357 (1118 amino acids)
Source: RefSeq, a predicted model, not a curated record